AUGCCACGGCUACCCGACCACGAAGACGACGUCGUCACUCGCGUCCAAGAUCGCGUCAAAAAUGCCUGGGACGGAUUCUGGGACUUUGCUCUUCGCGAUAACGUGCUCGAAGUUGCUAUCGGUUUAAUCAUAGCAGCAGCAUUCACUAAGGUAGUGAAUUCGUUCGUAUCCGAUCUAUUCUUACCAAUUAUAAGUCUGCUGCCGUUCCUAAACCGCAAUUUAGAGGAUAAAUUCGCAGUUCUGAGGAAAGGGAAGCAUUAUUCUGACUGGGGUCCUGGUGGGUAUAAUACGCUUGAACAGGCACGGGAUGACGGUGCGCUUGUUAUGGCUUAUGGAGCAUUCCUGGAUAAAUUCAUCAAUUUUGUCGGUAUAGGUCUAACGCUCUAUACUGUGGGACAAGUGUAUACCUGGUUUUCCGAUGAUGUGGUUAUUAAACGGACUGUGAAAUGCAGGUAUUGCAGGAAGUGGAUCAGCUCGAAGUUGGCAGGAUGGGAGAGAGGAUCACAUACGCAGUUAGGUAACUUCGGAGCCGAGGUCGAAUUCGGUAUAUACAAGGAGCAAUUACUCGGAAAGGCAGCACACGCCGUGGUUACAACGUCUAUGCGCGGGAUAAAGGAAGGCUUCAGAUGCCCACAAGCGCUAGCACAGACCAAUAACGCAAAGAACUUGUACAACUCUCCCUUAAGAAGGUCGAAAAGAAGGCGCGUUGUACAGGACCGCAAAACGGGGCCCGGCCUGAUAUCCGCGGAAUGUGGAAUGCUGUCAACUUCCAAUGUGGAUGUUAGAGCAAAGGGAUCGUUUCGCUUGGAGGAGACUUCAUUCUUAUUCAACCUGCUUGCUGAGAGGAAUUUCCCAAUCAAGAUAUAG
Talaromyces stipitatus ATCC 10500 is the source of this 867-nucleotide messenger RNA. Its product is annotated as large-conductance mechanosensitive channel, putative. Lineage: Eukaryota; Fungi; Ascomycota; Eurotiomycetes; Eurotiales; Trichocomaceae. Gene Ontology annotation, molecular function: mechanosensitive monoatomic ion channel activity. The transcript is spliced from 6 exons. Bases 1 to 867 code for a protein of 288 amino acids. Gene Ontology annotation, biological process: intracellular water homeostasis; monoatomic ion transport. The record is from RefSeq and is a predicted model, not a curated record.